Solea solea (common sole) is the source of this 1974-nucleotide messenger RNA. RefSeq names its product IMP U3 small nucleolar ribonucleoprotein 4 (gene imp4). The coding region runs from base 124 to 999 and encodes 291 amino acids. The transcript is spliced from 9 exons. Lineage: Eukaryota; Metazoa; Chordata; Actinopteri; Pleuronectiformes; Soleidae. The record is from RefSeq and is a predicted model, not a curated record. Gene Ontology annotation, molecular function: rRNA primary transcript binding; snoRNA binding. Gene Ontology annotation, cellular component: small-subunit processome; Mpp10 complex; nucleolus. Gene Ontology annotation, biological process: rRNA processing.
CGAGCAUCGAGUGCCCUCAUUGGCUCCUCGGUUAGCCAAUGAGUGGACGUCUUGUAUGCCGGUCUCCCUCGCUCCAUGUGAGUAGCAUUUUGGCUGCUAAACGACCAGCUAACGCCAAACAUCAUGCUUCGUCGCGAGGUGAGACAGAGGAGGGAGUAUUUGUACAGGAAGGCACAAGAAGACCGACUGAGAACAAUAGAGGAGAAGAAACACAAGCUGAAGAAUGCCCUCGAUGAAAACAUUCUUCUUCCCACUGAUGUUCGUCGAGAAGCUCUGCAGCUGCAGAAACUGGUGGAGUACGACGAUGAAGGAGCAGAAGGCGUCAGCUCUUACAUGGAUGAUGAAUAUAAAUGGGCCGGAGUAGAAGAUCCUAAACUCAUGGUCACGACGUCCAGAGACCCGAGCUCCAGACUCAAGAUGUUUGCAAAGGAGGUGAAGCUGAUGUUUCCUGGAGCUCAGCGCAUGAACAGAGGAAACCACGAGGUCACCGCGCUGGUGAGAGCCUGCAAAGCCAACAAUGUCACAGACCUCGUCAUCAUCCAUGAAACCAGGGGACAGCCAGACGGACUGAUCGUGAGCCACUUGCCAUUUGGACCCACGGCGUAUUUCACACUCUACAACGUGGUGAUGAGGCACGACGUCCCGGACAUCGGCACCAUGUCGGAGGCUUACCCCCACCUCAUCUUUCACAACUUCUCCUCACAGCUCGGCAGGAGGGUGUCCAAUAUCCUCAAGUAUCUGUUUCCAGUGCCAAAGGAGGACAGUAGGCGUGUGAUCACGUUUGCCAACCAGGAGGAUUACAUCUCUUUCAGACAUCACACCUACAAGAAAACAGACCAUAGGAACGUUGAGUUGUCAGAAGUAGGACCGAGGUUUGAAAUGAAAUUGUACAUGAUCAAACUGGGCACUCUGGAGAACGAGAGCACGGCGGACGUGGAGUGGCGUCACCAUGCGUUCACGCACACAUCCAAGAAGAGGAGGUUCCUCAGUGUGCAGUGAAGACGCCGUGAAGAGCCACAAAAACACUUGUUGGACUUUAAAGAAAGAUCUUAAAUUGUGGCGUUUAUGAUCACAAGUUUAAGAAUCAUUAUCAUCAAAGACUGUGAGGGUCAUACUGAAGAAAGAAAAAAACAUAAUAUUAUGAGGGGAAAAAGUUAAAGUAUCACACAUUUUUCAUGUUGUCAGUGGCGUUUGCCUGCGUCUGCGUGAUGCGACGGCUCAUUCCCGUCAAUACAGACACGAAUUUCAACAUCAUACAGCUUCAGUUGAUCAUAAGAAACCAUGUCGUUAAGCGUCGGGUUCUCUGUUGUACUGACAAGAGAAACUGUUAAAACCUCUUUGAACGGCACACAGAAAGAAGUCUGUGAGAUUCUUUUUCUGGAAGACACUUCGUUUCUUUCGCAAUCUUUUAAAAAAGUCGUGACACUGAUGCUGAUGUUUGAAAAGAUAAAGUAUUUCCUUCUUUGUGAAGCUCAAACUUAAAGUAUAACUUUAACAAGAUGCUCCACGACCACAGCAGAUUUCUUUAUUCUUGUAAUAUUACUUUUCUUCAGUAUCGACCUAAUAAAUACUCAGUUUUAUAAUAAAAGAUAUUCGUAUUGAUUUGUUCAUAAUGUGACAGAUUUUCAUUAAAAAAAGAAAAAAAAAGAACGUACUUCAGUUUCACUUCAGUGUUUCAACCAGAACCACAGUUUUCUGUUUGGAUUACAUUUUUUUUUUUUUUUAAAGCUUUUCAAGAUGUAAUGUGUAAGAAACAGUGACACCUAAUAGUCAAAGUGUGUCAAAGAACUACAGGAAAGGAGCCAACGAUUAUUCAAUGAAUCGUGUUUUUUCCAAUAAUUGAAAGAUGUGUGAUUUUUCUGCUUCUUAAAUGUGAAUAUUUUCUGGAUUCUUUGCUCCUCAUAACAAAGAAAUCAUUAGAACGUCAUCAUUUCCAGGUUUGAUUCCGGUUGAUAAAAAAGUCUGAAACACCGA